Molecule: messenger RNA, 678 nt
Organism: Puccinia triticina
Lineage: Eukaryota; Fungi; Basidiomycota; Pucciniomycetes; Pucciniales; Pucciniaceae
Exons: 3
Coding region: 1-678 (225 amino acids)
Source: RefSeq, a predicted model, not a curated record
AUGGCCCCACACGUGUCCAUCAGCACAUCGACAUCCUCGCCGAAGAAGCCGAACAGGAAACAGAAGCGACGCAAAGCCCGUUCAUCGUCGAUAUUCACGGCAGCCUCCUCGGAAAGCAGCAGAGCUGAUGAUGAACUGGCGACGGCCAAGGCGGCAGCGAUCAAAUUACUCGACCACUCUUCCGAGCCAGCCCUCCUACUAGAUAUCCCUCUGUCUACGCCGAAAGCUAAACGGAUCCGGUUCGAAGAGUUCCCGACUAUCCUCGAAGAGCAGAUCAAAUUACCCUCUCAAGUUGAGGACACAUUUCACGUCAGUCGCGAGGAAAUAUUUGCUGAGAGCGCGCUUGUUGAUGCCUUCCAAGCCGCCAUGAAUGAAUUCAAGUUUCAUUUCUUUGAUGAUAAGAGCCAGUCAUCUGGUCCGAUCCGUCUACCUCAAUCACAAUCCGAGCAACGACGAAUAGCAGCCCUAUAUUAUGGCAAGCCUCCCCCGCGAACGACGACGAGAAGCAAGAAGCCCCCUCUACACACAAUCUUCCUACCGCGCCUGAUCGUCGCCCCAAGCGAGCCAUUAACAUCAGAAGAAAAUGCGACCCAGACAAUGACUUUGUCGACCGGGCAAACUAGUCCGGUGGUUUCUGAUUUGGACAUGGACGAGUAUUGGGACAUGGUUGACGAAUAA